CGUGGGUCGCUCUCUUCACUUUAAGCAUCAACUCUUCUCUCUUUUCUCGCCUUCACAGAUAGACACGAAUGUUUCCCACAUAAUAAAGCCAUUUUCAAAAUCUCUCUCAAAAACAGCUCAAAGUUCAAAAAGCUCUUUCUCUCUGCUAAUCCACUUGUUCACUACACUUUAUUCUACUUGUUAUUCUUGUUUAUCAAUCUUGACAUAUAUUUGAAGUUUAUUCCUUUCCUGUUAUAUGCAAAGUUUAGAAGGAAAGCAAGAAAUAUGGAUUCUUUAGCACUUGAUGAUAUAAUCAAUCGGUUGCUUGAAGUUCGGGGAAGGCCUGGUAAACAAGUCCAACUUUCUGAGGCAGAAAUCAGACAGCUUUGUCUCAAGUCCAAAGAAAUUUUGUUGCAGCAGCCUAAUCUUCUUGAGCUCGACGCACCCAUCAAGAUCUGCGGGGAUAUCCAUGGUCAGUAUUCAGAUCUACUGAGGCUGUUUGAAUAUGGUGGAUUACCUCCAAAAUCUAAUUACCUAUUCUUGGGUGAUUAUGUUGAUCGUGGGAAGCAAAGUCUGGAAACAAUAUGCCUUCUUCUUGCUUAUAAAAUAAAGUACCCUGAAAACUUUUUCCUUUUGAGGGGGAACCAUGAAUGUGCUUCCGUGAAUCGUAUAUAUGGGUUCUAUGAUGAGUGCAAACGAAGGUUCAAUGUUCGACUAUGGAAAAUAUUCACAGAUUGUUUCAACUGCCUCCCUGUGGCUGCUUUAAUUGAUGAAAAGAUAUUGUGCAUGCAUGGUGGACUCUCUCCUGAUCUUAAUCAUUUGGAUCAGAUAAGGAACCUUCAACGACCAACUGAUGUUCCUGAAUCUGGGUUGCUCUGUGAUCUUCUCUGGUCAGAUCCUAGUAAAGAUGUUAAAGGGUGGGGAAUGAAUGACCGGGGAGUUUCUUACACCUUUGGUCCUGAUAAGGUCACAGAGUUUCUUCAGAAGCUAGAUCUUGAUCUUGUUUGUCGUGCCCAUCAGGUUGUGGAAGAUGGAUAUGAAUUUUUUUCUGAUAGACAACUUGUGACGAUUUUCUCAGCCCCUAAUUAUUGUGGAGAGUUUGACAAUGCUGGUGCUAUGAUGAGUGUGGAUGAGACUCUGAUGUGUUCUUUUCAGAUAUUAAAGCCUGCAGAGAAGAAGCCAAAGUUUGGAUUUGGGAGCACUGCUACAGCUAAAAAUGCAACUCCAACAAAAUCAAAGUCAUUUCUUGGUAAAAUUGGAUGAGAUGAACCAUAACCGGUAUAAAUGUCAACUACCUCUCUUAGCUCCAUUAUACGCAAAUGGAGGCUCGGGUUUGGAAGCAUUGCAGAAGAGAAGAAGAUACCUUCCCAAGAUUCGAAUGGGGAAAAAUCUGUAAUAAUUUUUGAUUUGUCAUGUAUAAUAUAAACCAAUCCACUGAGGCGAGCUUUAUGGUUCACCAGCAAAAAGAUUUUCUAACCCUUUGUCUAUUCAGGGAUACAGGGAACAAAGGUUACCCUUUGUGUUAAAUGUCCUGGAUCUCUGUUCUCUUUGAUUCUUAUGUUUCUCUUCUAGCGGUUCAACCUUCUAUAGAAUUUAGCUGUUUGUCUUCAA
Messenger RNA from Nicotiana tabacum (common tobacco), 1590 nucleotides. RefSeq names its product serine/threonine-protein phosphatase PP1 isozyme 2-like. Gene Ontology annotation, molecular function: protein serine/threonine phosphatase activity. NCBI's taxonomy places the organism in Eukaryota, Viridiplantae, Streptophyta, Magnoliopsida, Solanales, Solanaceae. The record is from RefSeq and is a predicted model, not a curated record. Gene Ontology annotation, cellular component: nucleus; cytoplasm.